Messenger RNA from Penicillium paradoxum, 1758 nucleotides. RefSeq names its product fungal specific transcription factor domain-containing protein. The record is from RefSeq and is a predicted model, not a curated record. The transcript is spliced from 3 exons. The coding region runs from base 1 to 1758 and encodes 585 amino acids. Gene Ontology annotation, molecular function: DNA binding; zinc ion binding. Lineage: Eukaryota; Fungi; Ascomycota; Eurotiomycetes; Eurotiales; Aspergillaceae. Gene Ontology annotation, biological process: DNA-templated transcription.
AUGUGGAGUGCAGGGCGCAAUGUGUCAAGCUCUGCUCCCUUAAAUCAGACACCUCGGGGCUCACAGGUUCCCCCCGAGUCACCAGAGGUGCAAUUGGCUUCACAUCGGGACACUCUAAGCCUUCCUCAUGGGAUAAACGCCCUUGAAACUAAUGUCGGACCGACCAUCGCCAAUAAUGGCGAGCCAUUCAUCAAGGAAGAGAGCUAUCGCGGCCGCAGUGAAUAUGUGGGCGGCAGCGUCCCGUUUGAUGAAAAUAUGGUCAAACCCGGUCGCGAGACUACAUACACCAACCCCAAAGCCUCAGCGUCUGAUUUACAAAUGCUCCACGAUCAAGGGGCUUUUGAAUUGCCUCCAAUAACAGUUCAAAAAGAGCUAAUGGCAAGUUUCGAUACGCACUGUGCACCCUGGACACCGGUUGUGGACCCAAAAUGGCUGGACGAGAGUGCGCCGCGAUCAAUGCUGCUCCUGCAAGCCAUUUUUCUCGCUGGGAGCAGAGUCUCCAAAGCUCAUUUGGACUACGGGUCCAGCGAAGUAUUUUACCGCCGAGCAAAACUGCUUUUCUUCUUUGGUGGCUGUGAUAAUCCUUUGGUUUCUAUCGUGGCCGCCUGUCUGUUGCAUUGGUACAAUCCGGUUGGGCCUGAGGAUGUGUCUACCGAUACGAGUGGCUUUUGGAUUCGGACAGCUGGUGCAAUGGCCUUUCAGAUCGGGCUACAUAAAGAACCGUCGCCAAAUUCACGAGAUCGUGGGCUUCGGAGAAGGCUGUGGUGGUCCCUAGUGGUGCGCGACAACAUAAUUUCGGUGGGCGUUGGCCGACCAAGAACCAUCAAUUUACGCGACAGCGAUGUGCUUCCACCAUCACUGAAUGAUUUUCCUGUUAACAAUUUCAAAUCUCGAUUGUUCUUGGCCUACUGUACGAUCUCACGACUUUUGGGCGACACCGUUGAAUCACAUCUGCGACAAGAAAUCACCCGACAAAGACAGGUUGAUCUUGAGAAUGCCGUCUACAGAUGGGCGAAACAGGUCAUUCCGAAGCUACGAUCAUCUGUCGCUGCUCAAGAAGAUGCAGGCAUCUGUAACCUCGAAAUACAGCAGAUGCUGAUCAUGUAUUUUGUGGUGCUUACUAUUCUUCAUCGCUCCCCUACACCUGGUGGUGUACCACCUGCAGCAUCAUUAAUCGCAUCUUCAUUCAUUGCUGGGAUAUACGAGGAACUUUUGCUUCGUGAUGAGCUAAGAUAUCUUGGGCCCGUCUUCGCCUUCUAUCCAUUAUGUGCUGGCCUGUCCCUCCUCUCUAGCUGCCGCUACACCCAUCUGCAGAGCACCGCCGAACAUGAAUUAACAGUCAUGAAGCUCUCCCUACAAAAGCUAUCCGAGAGGUGGCUGUCGGCGGUCGGGCCCUUGCGUGCUCUGAAUCAAUUAACUGAAAAAGUUCGGGAGCUAGGUCCGUUCGAGGGGCCAUCACCUACCCUCGAUCCGGACGCAGCGUCGUUCUUCGAAGGAUUCGACACAAAACUCUGCAGACAAUGGAAAUCCAUUGGACAUUCGUCAGAGCCCACAAACGGAAAUGCAGGAAUUGCGCCCACAUAUAAUUUGGCGGAGAUCCACGAUCCGAAUGAUCCACUUCGGCCCCUUGAUGCACCGUCCGGACAGCCAGUGGAUACUUAUGAUUUUGCUUCCCUUGAGGUCAAUUUAGAUCCAUUCAGCAAUAACUGGGAAGGGGCUGGGUUUGAUUGGAGCGGCUCCUGGCUACUCAAUAUAUGA